This is a messenger RNA of Helianthus annuus (common sunflower), 2719 nucleotides long. Its product is annotated as G-type lectin S-receptor-like serine/threonine-protein kinase At4g27290. Gene Ontology annotation, molecular function: protein serine/threonine kinase activity; ATP binding. The record is from RefSeq and is a predicted model, not a curated record. NCBI's taxonomy places the organism in Eukaryota, Viridiplantae, Streptophyta, Magnoliopsida, Asterales, Asteraceae. Gene Ontology annotation, biological process: recognition of pollen; protein phosphorylation. The coding region runs from base 81 to 2606 and encodes 841 amino acids. The transcript is spliced from 7 exons.
AAUGUAGGGAUAAAUGAAUGGGCCUUGAAUAUAACUGUAUUUGAACUGUAUUAUGAUUUAAGUACCACUCGGAAUACAACAUGCUAAAAUCAAUGGUUGCUGAAAACAAAGCAGGAACUCAAAUCUUGAUGGAGGGAGUAGCCGUACUUCUGUUUUGCUUUCUUUUUGUUCACAAAAGCUACUGUGCUGAACUCCGCACCAUUUCAGAUUCAAGUUUUCUGACAGAUGAAGACACUUUGGUCUCGGCUGGCGGAAUUUUUGAACUCGGAUUUUUUAAGCCAGGUAUCUCUGAGAACAGAUAUCUCGGUAUCUGGUAUAAGAAUAUCUCUGUUAGAACGGUGGUUUGGGUUGCAAACAGAGACCACCCGCUCCUUGGUGCAUCACCGCUUGUGUUAAAGAUUGCUGAUCAAGGAAUUCUCGGUCUCUUCAACAAUAAGAGUAUGGUUUGGUCAUCUAACAUAAUGACAUCAAGAAACACAACUGCAAAGCUUUGGGACAAUGGAAAUCUAGUUGUGAUUGACCAAGAGAGGAAGGUUAUCUGGCAGAGUUUUGAUUACCCAACCGAUACUCUUCUAGCUGGCAUGAAGAUAGGGAGAGAUUACUUGAGGAGCAAGGAAUGGCAACUAUCAUCAUGGAAGAGUAGUCAAGAUCCGGCUCCAGGUGAAUGGACAUGUGGCGCUGACACACACGGUUAUCCUGAAAGCAAACUAAAACAAGGGGCAUUGGUCAAAUUCCGGGGUACACCAUGGAUAAAUCAAUCAUUUGGUGGUUUUUAUGUAUUGGGCAAGUACAUGAAUGCACCCUUUACCUACGAUGUGAUUAUCAAUGACGAUGAGGUGUCUAUUGCUUAUAAUCUUGAACAAAGUUAUAAUUUACUGCCAAGGACCACGAUGAAUUCUUCUGGGCGUCUAGAAAAUUGGGUGUGGGUAGAAGACGGCAGAGGUUGGCAGACUGUCAUCGCAUACCCGAGAGGUGUCUGUGACACAUACAACAUUUGUAAUGCUUAUGGAACCUGCAACAUUAGUUUGAUCCAAAAACCUUGUACUUGCUUGGAUGAGAAAAGGUUUGUGCCCAAAAACCAAAAGGCCUGGGACACAGGUGACUGGUCAGGUGGUUGUAUUCGGCAAACACCAUUGGAAUGCAAAAAUGGAUUAGAAGGAUUUAUCAAGUAUUCUAAUGUAAAAUUGCCAGACACAGAAAAUACAUGGUUUAACAUGAGCAUGACUCUAGAAAAAUGUCACACAAAGUGCUUAGAGAAUUGUACUUGUAUGGCUUAUGCAAAUCCAGACAAUAGUCGAAGCAUCUGCUUGCUUUGGUUCAGUGACCUUCUAGACAUCCAAGUGUUACCCGAAGGCAGUGGCGGUCCUGAUAUUUUUGUGAGGAUGGCUUCAUCUGAAUUAGAUUCUCAAUCAAUUUCCAAAAAGAAGCAGGGAGGAGCAAACAUUAGAAUCAUCUUACUUGUAAUUAUUCCGGGUGUUCUUCUCAUAGGCUUGACUAGCGCUACAUGGUUGUGUUAUGCGCGAAGAAAAAGGAAUCAAGCCAAACCAACUGGUAAAGAGGAAAUCUUGAAUGCAUCUAAAAGUCAGGGAGAAAACAUGGAGCAAGCAUUAUUUAGCUUCUCUACCAUUGCUAAUGCCACUGCCAAUUUUUCACCUGAAAACAAAAUUGGAGAGGGUGGAUUUGGACCAGUUUAUAAGGGUAUGCUAGAAGAAGGACAAGAGAUCGCAGUCAAACGUCUCUCCAAAAAUUCAAGUCAAGGACUUGAUGAGUUCAAGAACGAAGUCGUCUUCAUUUCUAAACUUCAACACCGAAAUCUUGUGAAGCUUCUUGGCUGUUGCAUAGAGGGAGAUGAGAAGCUGUUGAUCUAUGAGUACAUGCCAAAUAAAAGCUUGGACUCAUUUAUUUUCGACAAAACUCAAAGUGUGCUUCUUGAUUGGACAAAGCGUUUCAACAUUAUCAAAGGAAUUGCUCGAGGACUUGUAUACCUGCAUCAAGAUUCUAGAUUAAGAAUCAUCCAUAGAGAUCUUAAAGCUAGCAACAUUUUACUAGAUCAGGAUAUGAACCCUAAGAUAUCAGACUUCGGCUUAGCUAGAUGUUUUGGCGGAAACGAGACCGAAGUCAACACAGAAAGAGUUGUUGGCACAUAUGGUUACAUGUCCCCGGAGUACGCUCUAGAUGGUCUUUUCUCAAUAAAGUCGGAUGUAUUUAGCUUUGGCGUCUUGCUUCUGGAGAUUGUGAGUGGCAAGAGAAAUAGAGGAUUUGUUCAAUCUGAAAAAGAGUCUAACUUUAUAGCACAUGUAUGGAGUCUCUAUAAUGAAGGCAGGUCAUUGGAUUUAGUUGAUACAAGUUGCACUGAAUCCUGUCAUCCUGAUGAAGUCAUAAGAUCAAUCAAGGUUGGGUUGUUAUGUGUUCAACACAAUGCUGGAGACAGGCCACACAUGUCUUCAGUAAUGAUGAUGCUCAGUGGUGAGGGGGAACCCCCACAACCUAAGCAGCCAUCAUUUUUUAUGGAAAGCCAGUUGCCUAGAGCAAAUUUCUCUUCAAGUACCAAUUACACAGGAGGUUCAAUAAACGAUUGUACUAUCACAGAGGUAUAUGCUCGAUAGAAAACUUUAUUUUCUAUGAGGUAUUAUUGGCAUCUGGUUUUAAAAUAAAGGGCGGUAAAUACUGUGUGUUGUUUUAAAAUGGUAAUACGAUCGUAGUAUAGUGUGGUUGUUUA